This is a messenger RNA of Funneliformis caledonium, 210 nucleotides long. The record is from the annotation of a GenBank genome assembly. NCBI's taxonomy places the organism in Eukaryota, Fungi, Glomeromycota, Glomeromycetes, Glomerales, Glomeraceae.
ACAGUAGUGGUAAAACACUUGGGCUAGUUUCAGACUUUGAUUGUGAUAACUAUGAUGACAAUUAUAAUGAAAAUUUGUUUGAACUCUUAGUAGAUACAGAUAGCGAUGAUGAUUUUAGUAGUGCAACUUCAUAUUCUGAAUAUUCUGAACAUGAUGAUGAACUCAAUGAAGAAGAAGAUGAUAUUAGUAAUGAUCAAUUUGAGAAAGAAA